Molecule: messenger RNA, 1009 nt
Organism: Telopea speciosissima
Lineage: Eukaryota; Viridiplantae; Streptophyta; Magnoliopsida; Proteales; Proteaceae
Product: NAC transcription factor 29-like
Exons: 3
Coding region: 30-863 (277 amino acids)
Biological process (GO): regulation of DNA-templated transcription
Molecular function (GO): DNA binding
Source: RefSeq, a predicted model, not a curated record
UUAUUGUUUCUUGUCACAUAUAGGCUUCAAUGAAGAACUCAGAUAAUCUUCCUCCAGGGUUUAGGUUUCAUCCAACAGAUGAAGAACUUAUCAUGUAUUACCUGAGAAAUCAAACCAUGUCAAAGCCAUGUCCUGUAUCGAUUAUCCCCGAAAUCGAUAUUUAUAAAUUUGAUCCAUGGGAGUUACCUGAGAAAGCAGAAUUUGGGGAGAAAGAAUGGUAUUUUUUCAGCCCAAGAGACCGUAAGUAUCCGAACGGGUUACGCCCCAAUCGGGCGACGGGUUCUGGUUAUUGGAAGGCUACUGGCACUGAUAAGGCUAUCCAUAGUGGAUCUCAGAAUGUUGGUGUGAAGAAAGCACUUGUGUUCUACAAAGGUCGCCCACCUAAAGGUGUAAAGACUGAUUGGAUAAUGCAUGAAUACAGGUUGGGUGAUUCAAACCGCCGGCCUAAGAAGCUGGUUGGAUCCAUGAGGUUGGAUGACUGGGUUCUCUGUAGGAUCUAUAAGAAGAGGCAUUUAAACAGAGUUGAGGAACAGAAAGAAGAAGAUCAUCAAGAACAAGCAACUCAUGAGAACACUACAACAACUACACAUGAGAUGAAUUCAGAAGGACUAGCAAGGACUUUUUCUCUAGCUCAAUUAAUGGAUGUGGAUUAUCUUUCACUGUCUCAGCUAUUAAGUGAGAAUAAUCCACUACUCUGUUCAUCAACAACUUCUGAGUUCCAAAUCAAUACUGGAAACAACAAUGGCAAUGAAAUGGGAUACCAUUUUGGAAAUUCUACAAGAUUAAUCCAAGGGAAUCAAAAUAUUUCACUCUUCAACCAGGCUAUUCAACAUGUGAACCCAGUUUUUGAAUUUCAGUUAUAAGAGAAAAAGAGUGAAAGAUUGGGAAUUAGAGAAUUAGAGGUAUUUGGUUAGACAGGUGAUGGUGAUGAGUUUGUUUCAUUGAAGAUUUGUAAAAAAAGAAGAAGUAGGUAAUUAAGUUGAUGAUAAAUUGAUGUGAAAACAAGUUA